AGUCCCCAGUAUGCCAGUCCCCAUUUCCUGCUGACUCUAGGUAGGGACCCUGGCCCUAGGCUUAGGCUGGGAGUCGGAGGGACAUGGGUUAGGACCCUAAGAGGUCACCAUUGGGCAGCCCAGCUGGGACAUCAGUGUGGUAUAGGCCACUAAAUUUUUUUUUUUUUUUUUUUUUUUGGUCUUUUUCGUUUUUAUCGGUACCAGGGAUCGAACUCACGACUGCCUGCUUGCAAGGCAGGCAUUUAUGCCGCUGAGCUAAAUCCCUAGCCCCUAGGCCACUAAAUUGUGUGCCCUCCUACCUGCCUGCCCACGGACCUGGAGGUCACAGAAGGGUGGGGAACAGUCAGAGCCCAGGGCCAGCCUGGGCCCCGCCUACAGCCCAGGUUAAGCAGGUCAAGGAGCUCUGGGGAAGCUUAGUGCCGAAGUGUCUGUUUUCCUGUCCAUUGAGGGCUGUGCCCCGGAGAGAUGGGUUGUAUGGCCUCUCCUACCCACCCAGGAGCUCCCAGGGUUUGGCCGAGUCCUGACACUAGUGUUUGAAGGAGUGUUCUGACCAGUCAGUGAGGCAGUAGCCACAGGGCUGUCCAUGGCCAGCACAGCUAGAUCCUGUCAUGUCCAUGGAAUGUCACCUGUGGGGUGGAGCAGGCCCAGCCUGCUAGGAAAUGCCUCUCAGGAAUCCCCUGAGCCCGCCCCAUGCUGCCCAGGCCUGGGAACCAUUCAAAGAAGCCUGGCAAGAGAGCUCCACGGGUACAGGUCAGCUCCCCCAAUGCAACAUGUGGGCUGGGCAGGACAGGGCAGGGCAGGGCCAGGCACUGCGCCUACAGGAACACUGCAUCCUCCUGGGUUCUCUGUGGGCCCCACCCUCCAACAGGGCCCACUUUCAGCUCCAGCCUGAGGAGGAUCCUGGAAGGAUCCCAGCCCAAGGAAAGGGCAGGGGACUUGGGAGGCAGCUGCUUCAAGGCGGUGACAUCCUGACUCUUCCAUCCCCCAGCCCCACCUCCCUCCCACCCUCCACUGUCUGCCAGCAGAGGGUGGCAGUCUCAGGGCUCUUUUUGCAUCAUUCUGUGGCUUUGCUGUCUUCACCCUGAAAUAACAGGGCUGCAGAGGGAAGGGCAGAGCCAGCCACCAUGGCCACUCGCCUCUCCCGCCCCCAGCAGCGCCCUCCUCUCUUGCGCCAAGCCAUCAAGAUAAGGCGCCGCAAGGUUCAAGACCUGCAGGAUCCCCUGGCCCAAAUGACUCAGGAGGUCAACCCUGCAUCCUACCACUUCUCCCCCAAGGAGCGGGACCUACUCUAUGAGGAAGUGCUCUACACUGUCCUAUACCGCCUGGGGCAGCCAGAGCCCAACCAUGUGGUGGAGGCCUCUGAGCUGCUACAAUACCUGCAGGAGGCCUUCCAGGUGCAGCCUGAGGAACACAAGCGCAUGCUGCAGCAGGCCAAGGAGCUGGAGAAGCCAAUAUUUUGUCUGAAGGCAACAAUAAAGCAAGCCAAGGGCAUCCUGGGUAAAGAUGUCAGUGGACUCAGUGACCCCUACUGCCUGCUGGGCAUCGAGCAGGGGGUGAGCAUGCCAGGGGGCAGCCCAGGGUCCCGGCGUCGGCAGAAGGCUGUGGUGAGGUACACCAUCCCCGAGGAGCAGACCCACCGCACGCAGGUCAUCAGCCAGACGCUCAACCCCGUCUGGGAUGAGACCUUCAUCCUGGAGUUUGAGGACAUAACAAAUGCAAGCUUUCACCUGGACAUGUGGGACAUGGAUACUGUGGAGUCUGUCCGACAGAAGCUUGGGGAGCUUACAGAUUUGCAUGGGCUUCGAAGGAUCUUCAAGGAGGCUCGGAAAGACAAAGGCCAAGAUGACUUUCUGGGCAAUGUGGUUCUGAGGCUGCAGGACCUGCACUGCCGAGAAGACCAGUGGUACCCCCUGGAGCCCCGCACUGAGACCUACCCAGACCGUGGCUGGUGCCACCUCCAGUUCCAGCUCAUUCACAAGCGGAGGGCCACUGCAGCCAGCCGCUCCCAGCCCAGCUAUACGGUACACCUCCACCUUCUGCAGCAGCUCGUGUCCCACGAGGUCACCCAGCACAAGGUAGGCAGUACCUCUUGGGAUGGGUCGCUGAGUCCCCAGGCCACCACCAUCCUCUUUCUCCAUGCUAUGCAAAAGGACCUGUCUGACUUCCACCAGUCCUUGGCGCAGUGGUUGGCCUACAGCCACCUCUACCAGAAGCUGGAGUUCCCUAGUAGCUGCCUCCUGCACCCCAUCACCAGCAUUGAGUACCAGUGGAUCCAGGGCCGGCUCAAGACAGAACAGCUGGAGGAGCUGACCCUUUCGUUCACCUCCCUGCUGGCCUACGGCCUCUCUCUCAUCCGGAAGUUUCGCUCCGUCUUCCCCCUCUCUGUGUCUGACUCCCCAGCCCGGCUGCAGUCUCUCCUCAGCCCUCUGUCACCCAGAGUCCUGGUGCAGAUGUGCAAGAUGAAGGCCUUUGGAGAACUGUGCCAGGACACCGCCCCACUGCCCCAGCUGGUGACAGAGGCCCUGCAGACUGGCACAGUUGAAUGGUUUCACCUGAAGCAGCAGCACCAUCAGCCCAUGGUGCAGGGCAUGCUGGAGGCAGGCAAGGCCUUGCUCAGCCUGGUACAAGAUGUCUUGGGUGACCUGCACCAAUGCCAGCGCACAUGGAAUAAGAUCUUCUACAAUGCCCUCAAGAUUGACCUCUUCUCCACGGCUUUCCUGAAACUGCAGUGGCUGGUGGCCAAGCGGGUACAGGACCACACAUCAGCCGUGGGCAGCCCUGUGUCUCCAGAGAUGGGCGAGAAUCUGUUCCAGCUCUACAUCAGCCUCAAGGAGCUCUACCAGCUGGGCUCAGCCUCUUUAGACAGGGAUGGAGUCCUGGCCUUGGAUGGUUUUCACCACUGGUUCCAGCCAGCCAUCCCUUCCUGGCUGCAGAAGACAUACAGCGUGGCACUGGAGCGAGUACAGCGUGCUGUGCAGAUGGACAAGCUGGUGCCCCUGGGUGAACUGACCAAGCACAGCACAUCAGCUGUGGAUCUAUCCACCUGCUUUGCCCAGAUCAGUCACACCGCCCGGCAGCUGGACUGGCCGGAUCCAGAGGUGGCUUUCAUGAUUACUGUCAAAUUCGUGGAGGACACCUGCCGACUGGCCCUGGUGUACUGCAGCCUUAUAAAGGCCCGGGCCCGCACGCUCUCUGCAGGCCAGAAAGACCAGGGUCAGGCAGCCGACAUGCUGUGUGUGGUGGUGAAUGACAUGGAGCAGCUGCGGCUGGUGAUUGGCAAGCUGCCCUCCCAGCUGGCAUGGGAGGCCCUGGAGCGGCGGGUGGGAACCGUGCUGGAUCAGGGACAGCUGCAGAACACACUACACACCCAGUUGCAGAGCGCGUUGGCUGGGCUGGGCCAUGAGAUCCGCACCGGGGUCCAGACUCUGGCUGAGCAGUUGGAGGUGGGCAUUGCCAAGCACAUCCAGAAACUUGUGGAUGUCAAAGAGUCAGUGCUCCCUGAAGACGCCAUUCUGCCCUUGAUGAAGUUCCUGGAGGUGAAGCUCUGCUACAUGAACACCAACCUGGUACAAGAGAACUUUAGCAGCCUUCUGACCCUGCUUUGGACCCACACACUCACAGUGCUGGUGGAAGUGACUGCCUCCCAGCGCAGCUCGACCCUGGCCUCUGGCAGGCUGAAGGUGGCCCUGGAGAAUCUGGAGAUCUGCUUCCAUGCUGAGGGCUGUGGCCUACCCUUCGAGGCCCUGCACACGGCCACCUUCCAGGCUCUGCAGAGGGACCUGGAGCUGCAGGCAGCCUCCAGCCAGGAGCUCAUCCGGAAGUACUUCUGCAGCCGCAUCCAGCAGCAAGUGAGGCUCCCCAUCCUCUUCCACAUUAACCAUGGCCUGACUGUGUUUUGUAUCCCAGCUGAACUUGUAUAUGCUCCCCACACCCAGGCAGAAACUACCUCGGAGCAACUAGGUGCUGUCACGGUCAAGGCUUCCUACCACUCCUCUGAGCAGAAGCUCUAUGUGGAGCUGCUCAGUGCCUCUAAUCUGCUGCCCAUGGACUCCAACGGCUCCAGCGACCCCUUUGUUCAGCUGACCUUGGAGCCCAGGCAUGAAUUCCCUGAACUGGCUCCCCGAGAGACCCAAAAACAUAAGAAGGAUCUUCACCCGCUCUUUGAUGAGACCUUUGAAUUCCUGGUGCCUGCAGAGCCAUGCCAGAAGGACGGGGCAUGCCUCCUGCUCACUGUGCUGGACCACGAUACGCUGGGGGCCAAUGACCUGGAAGGAGAGGCCUUCCUGCCACUAUGUACGGUGCCUGGGCUGAGUGGCUGCGAGGAGCCCAGUGAGGCGCCACAGACCCGUCUGCCCCUCACAUACCCCGCGCCUGACGGAGACCCAAUCCUGCAGCUGUUGGAGAGUCGGAAGGGUGAUCGUGAGGCCCAAGCCUUUGUGAGACUGCGGCGGCAACGAGCUAAACAGGCCUCACAGCAUGCCCCAAGACCAGGGCAGUAAUGGUGGUGGCUGGACAAUGGGCCGGCCCCUAGUGGAGUCCUGGAAGGCUGGAGUCCUCCCUGUGCAGUGCAGGGAGCCCCAGCAGUUGGAACACCCAGGGUCCAGACCCCUUCUGAGCUCUUGCCCAAGCGUGGGACCACAGGGCAGCACAGCAAUAUUUAUACUCUUCAUCCCUC
Cavia porcellus (domestic guinea pig) is the source of this 4675-nucleotide messenger RNA. RefSeq names its product unc-13 homolog D (gene Unc13d). The record is from RefSeq and is a predicted model, not a curated record. The transcript has 31 exons. Lineage: Eukaryota; Metazoa; Chordata; Mammalia; Rodentia; Caviidae. Gene Ontology annotation, cellular component: exocytic vesicle. The coding region runs from base 1125 to 4499 and encodes 1124 amino acids. Gene Ontology annotation, biological process: secretion.